Molecule: messenger RNA, 2762 nt
Organism: Aspergillus heteromorphus CBS 117.55
Lineage: Eukaryota; Fungi; Ascomycota; Eurotiomycetes; Eurotiales; Aspergillaceae
Product: putative intracellular protein transport protein (Sat1)
Exons: 3
Coding region: 209-2665 (818 amino acids)
Biological process (GO): retrograde transport, endosome to Golgi
Cellular component (GO): Ric1-Rgp1 guanyl-nucleotide exchange factor complex; Golgi membrane
Source: RefSeq, a predicted model, not a curated record
UCCAUCUACAUCCCUCCACCCCAUCAUGGCUCAUGCGAUUUGACGGUAUGGCCUAGCUGGCAUCGAUCUAUUCUCUCAUUCUGUAUUAUACCGGCCAGUCCCCGAUCCAACCCCUUCAGGUGGCGGCUGGGACCCGCCAUCUACCCCAAGCUCCGUGAUUCUUGCUUGCGGUCGCCCGCCCAUAUGGUGACCCUGCAAUCGCGCCGCCAUGCCACCGGACAUCCAGGUUUUUGUCAAAUGGAAGGAACAGACCAUAUUUGCGGGGGAAGAUGUCGAAUGCAUCAUCACCUUUAAGAACGUUGCGGAGACCAACGUCGAGCCCCGGGCUGGGGGCCAGACCUUGCAUCAGAGGCAGCCAUCGCGAGCCACCAGCUCCCAUUCAGAGUCGUUGUUCUCCCUGAGAUCACCCCAGAAGUUCUUCUUCAGUCCGCACCGCCGAUCGUACCCGAAUAUUCCGAAGAAAAGCCCGUCGCACCGCAUCUCCUCGUCCGUGAGCUCGCCGUUGAUCGGAUCUCACAGCUUCCCGCCUACUUCCUCCCCCCGCAAUGGCCCACCCCCCAGUGGCACGCACAAGCGAUCGGUCUCGAUAUUGUCCAUUGAUAGCGAGGGAACCGGCGAGCCGACUCCCAGGACAUCUUCACAAUACAGUCGGUCCAGGCCGACGUGGGGUCAUGGGCGUGCUGCGAGUCUACAAGUUUUACCCCGAAGGAACGAGUUCUAUGAAGAUUCAUUCGCGAAAGCUGGACGCAAUUCCACCCGUGGCAUCCCACCGCCAGAGUCCCCCGUCCGCCAAUCCCCCGGAACCCCCCGAAUAGACAUCGAUGGAGUGAACAGCGCCGGGCGCUCUAUACCAGGCGGGUCGGGCCCUAAUUACCCAACAGAGUCGCGCCGACCUCAAUUGUCUCCGAUCGAGUUCAAGUUCCCCCCCUCCCCCGGAACGGACACCAACACCCGUCCUGUCAUAUCCGCAUCCCCUCUAACGACGCCUGUGGAGGAAUACCCCGGUGCGGUGAAGCCAAAUGGAAAGGACGCAUCGACAUUAACUGCGCCGGGCCAUCUACCCCAGCUCACGCGGAUCAUGUCGACUUCCAGUCUCAGCGGAAGCCAUCGGAGCAGCGGGGAGUACAACUCUGUCAGCGACAAUUCCGAGGAAACCCUCCAGUCGGAGUACACGAACUAUUCGAUGGCAAUUCCGCGCCAGACCCCUCGUCAUGCCCGGCACAUGUCCAACGUCGACUCGCCGGGGUUAUCGCCCCACAGCCAGACUCUGCUCAUGGGAUAUGCCCAGAUCAGCGCCUCGUUCACCGUUGAUGGCUCAUUGAUUCAUCAAUCAUACUUCGAAGAGGUGAAGCGAAAAGGAGUCGUUGGUGGUGCGGGGGGCAUGUCCGGUGGGAAGCCGGGCACGGGCGGCGACAAGAAUCGGAAGGGCGGUGGGUUCUGGGGUGCUUUCAAAUGGAACGCGAUUGAGGAGUCUUUGACUGGACUUCUUUCGAAUAAUGAACUGGAUGGACUGAGGGACAUGCGAGGCGUGUCCUCUUCGCGAUCUAUACCGUUGCUGUCCACGACCCAGUCGCUUCUCUUUGUGGAUUUGCGACUUGCACCGGGAGAAGAACAGUCAUACUCAUUUGCUUUUACACUACCGAGCGGUCUUCCGGCGAGUCACAAGGGCAAGGCCAUCAAGAUCUCUUACAAUCUUGUUAUAGGAACACAACGCCCCAGCGGGCACCACGAACCGCAGCGGGUCAACCGCAUCAGUAUACCGUUCCGCGUGUUCAGCGGGGUCAAUGGCCAUGGAGAUGUCCUUGGGCAUGAUCUAAUGUGUCCUUAUGUUCUCCUUCGCGACGAGGCGCGAGUGCAGAAGGUCGGGUCUGCCCAGCCCGUGGCAGCCAAGCCCAAGAGCAUCAGCGGGCUGACCUGGACCUCCGCCCCGGAGUUUCUGUCGUACGUGGACGAGAUCCUCGAGCAGAGUUGUCGUAACAAUUCGCUGCAACUUCCCGAGGCCACGUUCGAGAAGCGCCCUAGUCGCGACGCAUCCACCGACCUGCUAUCCUGCAAAGAUGCCAUUGACCUGGCAAUUCUCCGGAGCAACCAGGCACCCAAUUCCUCGCGCAGUCCCAACCGAUUUGAGAUUGCUCGGAACGGGCGCCGGAUAGCCGUGGUUGUGCUCAACCGCCCGGCGCACAGACUCGGUGAGACCAUCAUCGCAACCAUCAACUUCGCGGAUGCCGCCCUGCCCUGCUACGCCGUUCGGGCGACGUUGGAGAGCUCCGAGAGGGUCUCGCCGCUUCUCGCGGUGCGGUCGAACGCGAGCAUCCGACGUGCGACGCGGAAGAUCCACGCGUCGUAUUUCGAAAACACCCUGUAUGCGAAUCGGGUAGUCUUCAGCCCGGCCAUCCCAGUCUCUGCGACGCCGACCAUCAUCACCACCGGUGUGAACCACGAGUGGGAGUUGCGGUUCGAAUUUGUGACCAGUAGCAUGCACGACGGGCCCGCCCCCUCCGGUGCUCGCCUGCUAGAGGCCGUGUCGGAAGAUGACCGCGGGCGCAUCAUGUCCGCCCUGGAGAACUUGGGCUGUGAGUCAUUUGAAAUCUCUAUCCCGAUCACGAUUUACGGGGAGACAGUGCGCGAGCGACUGCCGGAGGAGAACGAAGGAUACUCGAUAUGAGAGAAGAAUGAAGAUGGGAUGGGUGAACCAAAAAAAAAAAAAGUCACGAAGAAUCCCCGCCUACACAGUAGUACCGGGCGGAGGUAACGAUGAGGGG